AAAAUGCACCUGUGAAGACAAGGUAAAACUGGAGGGAAGAUUGUCUGCUAUAGACGCGGUGGCCAAACAGACACCAACACUCAUUUAUCCAGGUGAAUAAAUAAAAAGGAGUUAUCAAACAGAGAGUUGUUGGGAAGCGGGGGGAGAACGGGGGACGCAGUGACAUGAAAUCUUCGGUUGGUGCUUCCAGGGGAAGUGGGAGAAAUUGGAAAGAGAAACACAUUCAGCAUUUGCAUUGCGUGCAAAAACAAACGUUGACUGAAAUUCGUCGAAUUAAAGCUGACGGGGCAUUCCCCACCCACGCAUGCACUGUCCUGAAUUUUGCAGCCUUCUGUCCAUCCAACUGAAAUUGCUGCGGGGGGCUGGUUUUGCUGCAGCUACACGGUCGGCGGCUGUACAGUAAUGUCUCGCCUCGGCUGGUGACUGUGUAUCACUUUGUAUUCACUGGCAAAUCGCUACCCUUGAACCGGAACUCCUCGAGCGGAUUGGUUACACUGCACUGUUGUUACUGUGUAUGUGUGUGUGUGUCUGUGCUGGAGGAUAAGUCACCAUUUCAGACUCGAACACACACAUACACAGAGUAACAAUGAUGCGAGGCUCCACCUGAAGCUUGUGUGUUUUUGUUGCUACUGUCACCUUGUAAGACGUUUAAACCGUGAAGGGCUCGAUUCCUCAGCGUGAGCCAGGGAGGAGGAAGAAAACAAUAAUAAUGGCUUAGGGUGAACACUGAAGGAGAUGGAGAGGGGAAUCAGCUGCUGAGCUUUGAGCAGAGCUCCCCUCCGGUCGGUCAGUCUCAGGAGAGACAGGGGGGGGGAAAACUCGCCGGUUCGUUUCCAUGGCUGUGCAGUGCUAGCUCCUGCCGGAUGAGGGUGUAUCUCCGAUCGGCCAGAGAUUUUUCUUUGCCCUCUCCCUCCUUGUUUUAAAUAUCUAUAAUAUAUUUCUUCUCUCGUGUGGUCUGUGUGGAAAUUCCUACUUCCUUUUGGCUCCACCUGAAUCCGAUCCUUCAUUCAAUUAAGGAAAAAAUAUUUAAGCAUCCGUCGAGAGAGAGAGAGAGACAAACAGAGUGAGAAAAUGGGGAAUACCACUUCAUGCUGUGUCUCAUCCAGCCCCAAACUGCGGAGGAACCACGCUCGGCUGGAGACGUACCGCACCGACACCGACAUCAGCCGGGAGGACACGGGCUGUAACCUGCAGCACAUCAGCGACAGGGAAGCGGUGGAUGAUUUAAACAUGGAAUUUAACCCUUCGGAUCACCCUCGUGCUAGUACCAUGUUCUUGAGCAAAUCUCAGACAGACGUCAGAGAGAAGCGGAAAAGCCUAUAUAUAAAUCAUCAUCCACCUGGACAGAUCAGAAGGAAAUAUAGCUCCUGCUCCACCAUAUUCCUGGAUGAUAGCACUGUCAGCCAGCCAAACUUGAAGUAUACUAUCAAAUGUGUUGCCCUUGCAAUAUAUUACCACAUCAGAAACAGAGAUUCAGAUGGGCGAAUGUUAUUAGAUAUAUUUGAUGAGAAGCUCCAUCCAUUGUCAAAAACAGAAAUGCCAGCAGAUUACGAUCGACACGAUCCAGAACAAAAACAGAUUUACCGUUUUGUUCGAACGUUAUUCAGUGCUGCCCAGCUCACUGCAGAAUGUGCUAUUGUCACAUUGGUCUAUCUUGAGAGACUGUUAACAUACGCAGAGAUUGACAUCUGCCCUAGCAACUGGAAGCGGAUUGUAUUAGGCGCCAUCCUGCUUGCAUCCAAGGUCUGGGACGAUCAGGCUGUUUGGAACGUAGAUUACUGCCAAAUCCUUAAAGAUAUCACGGUGGAAGACAUGAAUGAGCUGGAGCGUCAGUUUCUGGAGUUGCUUCAGUUUAACAUCAACGUGCCGUCCAGUGUUUAUGCAAAGUAUUACUUCGAUCUCCGUUCCCUAGCAGAAGCCAACAACCUUAGCUUCCCAUUGGAGCCGCUCAGCAGGGACAGAGCACAGAAGCUUGAGGCACUAUCCCGACUAUGUGAGGACAAGUACAAAGACUUGAGGAAAUCCGCUCGGAAACGCUCAGCCAGUGCAGAUAAUCUGACUGUGAUCAGAUGGUCCCCGGCCAUCAUUCCCUAACAGUGGGCAAUUUUGCUUGAGUACAUUUGCUGUCGUCCAUCCAGUUUUUACCUGGGGGGAGCAAAAGAGACUUUUAAAGACUUUGGCAAGAUGCCUUUACAGUGCCUCCAUCUUGUGUAGCACAGGAAAAUGGAAAAUCUCAUUGGAGACAACAAAAAUAACAGUAUGAAUUUGUGAGAAAGCACUGUCAUCUCGAGCAUUUUCACUGCCUCUAAGCCCCUUUAAAUGGGUUUUGAUGUGGGGAGCCAUGUAACUAAUGAAAAAGCGGGAUAUGAGGCUGGCAAAUUGAGGAGAAAGAUUGUCAUUUUAAACAGUCGACCUAUUUGCAGGGAAGAUACAGAGGCAUGUGGAUAAAGCAAGAGAUUCGUUUUCAUCGCGCGUCUGAAGCAAUUUGUGGAGUGGCAGUGUUUUAAUUUAAUUUAUUCUAAAGAUGUGACUGGUAACUUAAUGGCCUGCAGGAACAAAACUUUCACAAGUGUGAAAAGAUGAGCCACUUGUGUGAAAUGUCACAUGAUGGUCAGCAACGAUCUGCUGCAUGUCCGAAUUCGUUUUGAGGUGUGCUUCAGGUUGCAUCGAUUCCAAAUACACAGGCAGUAUCUUCCUAGAGGAGACAAAUCUCCCACUCCCAACCACCACCAUCACCACACCCCACCAAGGUGCCCUUUUUCUGUCCUGUGAGUAACCACCAUAAGAAGUGUACAGCUCUGGCACAUUUGUCUUACGUGGGUCUUUUCACACACUAAACACAACUUGCCACAGUGGGCUGUACCUGGUCCUAUGCCCUCGAUAUAUUCCACAAGAGACCGCACAUGGUUUUUGUCCCAGUACGCGAUCAUCUUUGUGUUUUGCUGCAGUGUUCUGUAUAAUCCAGAGGCUGUCCAGAAGCACAAGAUGCCACUUCGGUCUAUAUUAGGGUAUCCACUUCUAUUUUCAUAUUGCUAAUCAUUUUAUGAAUAUAUUCAAAGUUUUAUUUUAUUAUCUGUCAUCUCUUCAUGUGUAGAUUUGACUUGUCAGCUUAUGUUAGCAUGCAGAUGCAGUCGUUAUAGUAAAAAAAUUGUGUAUGUAUAUAUAUCAAAAAAAUUCUUAUUCUUAAUUUCUUAGAAUUUUUUGCCUUUUGUAUCCUUUUUGACAAUAUGUUCCAUUACAUGCAGACAGAUUUUGUCAUGGGUCUGCUAUUUACAGACAGAUCUGGGAGGGAGGGGGAGGGUGCAGGGUUAGAUGAAAUUGAUUUGCUUUUCUGUUCUGAUGUUCUGAUUAGGAACUUCAGCAGUACCCUCUUCUGGAACCUUUUGGAAUUCCUUUUGUAUUAUUCCUUAAUAGGCACACUAGGCUUUUGUAACUUUUAUCUUUCAUGCUCAAAUCAAGCUUAUUGCUGUGCCACUCGUGCACAACUUUAGUCACAAGUGGGUCCAAAACUUCGACUGUUCAUAAAGCUUAGUUUCGUAUCUUGCACUGGUCUGAUUGCAAUGUAGGACUUUGAUGGAAACUGAAGCAUAGAUGAUACUGCACCUACCUGUGAAUGGAAGGUCUUUGCUCCAUUUUAUCAGAAACACCUACUUAAUUUUCUUUUUGCAUGAAACGAAUGAUUGAAAACACAGUGUGCCCGAUGAGUGAGAAAAGUAUAAAUAUCUGAGCACUGGGCAAAGUGAUGCCAAUGCGUCUGUCCAAGAUAAGCGUGACUCAGGUGGUGCAUUCAUUGAUUUUGCUUUCAGUUUCAUUUUGCUCAUCUAAGGCAAAUUGUUGUGGACUAACAGGAAGAAAUUCCACUCGAUGAUACAACAUGAAAAUUACUUAACUGCAUUGCUCUAGUGGCUCCGAGAAUGAAUGCAAUGUGCAGGUUAGUACUAAGCCAUAGAGACCAGGGAUGGAGUAAUAGUUUGGGAGCUCCAAUUGGCCUCAGCAUUAAAACUUAAAAUACACAGGCACUCAAGCUGGUUCAUGCCUUCCAGUGUCCGUUGCUGACAGCAGUGUGAAUGCCGAUAGAAGACAGAACUGGGUCUGGCUGUGAUGCUCAUCGUUGACUGUCUAGUCUCACAUGAAAAGACAAUGACUGAUGGGGUGAUGUGCCCAGAGAGCUGCUGCCAUUCAUGAAACCAUUCCCCAGCAAAAGCCAAUGUCUGCAGAAGAACAGGGGAGCAGGAUUAGGUUUUAGGUUGUGUUAAUCAUCGAAUCAAUACCUAAAAUUCCAAUCUAUUUUGACCAAAAUUUUAAAUCUAGAUUAAUAUUUUCCACCCUUACUGAUUUAAUCGGUUUAAUUUUUUUGAUACACAAUUUUCCAAGUAUUUUAGGGAGACCGAUCAUCGUGUUAACAUACUGCGAGUGAAUUUUAGUGAGAUGAACAUUAAUGAUAUCUGUAAUUAUCUGAGUACAAGUGUACUUUUGUGAAGUUUAUUAAACUUGUCAAAGAUUGUAUAACCUAUUUAUUGUAUGUAUGUACAUACAGUCUGAUGCUUACUUAAAAUGUAAAGUGGUCUCAGUAGAAUCUUGCUCAGUCUGGUUUAGACUGGUGAUUCUUGCUUAGCCUUGUGCACUGGACUCUACCUCUGUAUAGAGAGUUUUUUCCCGAUCUUUCGUUAGUUGGAACAGAUAAAGUUUUUUUUUGUGACAAAUUGAUUAUGUAUCUUAUGUUUCUUGUGCUGAAAAAAAAACUACUGUAGCUAUUUUCUCAGUUUGAUUUCUGAUGUGUAAAACUGAGGAAAAAAAGGCUUACAUUGAGCAUUUUAUGUUUCUUUGUAUUAAUGAAAACAACAGUGCUUUUGCAAUUUCCUCCCUUUUUGUUUGGUCAACUUUGCCAAAUAUGAAACAGUAUCUUUGGAUAAACUGCACAAUACCAACAGACGUUCUGGACUGUAACUCAUUCUCAAAGAAGCAGUAAUCUGCCAAAGGGCUGUACCCUGCUUAAAAUUUUGGGUAAACUGAUUAUUUCCCAUUGCUUCCCAUCACUGUAAUGAUGAAUUACCAUUUUAAUAAAGAUAGGUGCCAAUUUGGUUA
This is a messenger RNA of Chiloscyllium plagiosum (whitespotted bambooshark), 5085 nucleotides long. Its product is annotated as cyclin-Y. Lineage: Eukaryota; Metazoa; Chordata; Chondrichthyes; Orectolobiformes; Hemiscylliidae. Gene Ontology annotation, molecular function: protein kinase binding. Gene Ontology annotation, biological process: regulation of cyclin-dependent protein serine/threonine kinase activity. The record is from RefSeq and is a predicted model, not a curated record.